CAUACAUUCAAGAGGAUCUACAUAGAUCCUGGUGUGACAUUGGGCCGGCCACAACUCCUGCAAUUCCGAGACAACUACGAUCCUCAGGUCGUCAUCAAAAUGGCGGAUCAAGCAGGCCCAUCGUCAAUGAAGCAGUUGAAAAAGCCACGGAAGAAUGUGAAGCACGGAUUGCGAUUGGCGAAAGCCAAAAAACUCUCGGAAAAACAGCAGAUUGAUGCUUUGGAACGUGCAGCAAUGGAGUUCGAGCCGCGAGACGGUCUUCAAGCUUUUUCUGAUCUUCCUAUUUCCGAAUUGUCGAAGAAAGGACUCAAAAAGUCGUUCUUCGUUAACAUGACAGACAUUCAAGCAACUAGUAUACCAGUCUCCUUGAAGGGCAAAGAUGUACUGGCAGCUGCUCGCACUGGAAGCGGGAAGACUCUUGCUUUUCUCAUUCCAACGCUGGAGAUACUUUACAGAAGAAAAUGGGGUCCCCAGGAUGGUCUAGGCGCGGUAAUAAUUUCACCGACCCGUGAACUGGCUGUACAAAUCUUUGAUGUCUUGCGUUCGGUUGGAGCGUUUCAUUCAUUUUCGGCAGGGCUCGUGAUAGGUGGAAAGAAUCUGAAGGAUGAGAGGGAGCGGCUCGCGCGAAUGAAUAUCCUCGUUGCCACACCAGGUCGACUGCUGCAGCACAUGGAUCAAACGUUCGGCUUCGAGUGUGAUAACUUGCAACUUCUCAUUCUCGACGAAGCGGACCGUAUACUAGACAUGGGAUUUUCCAAGACGUUAUCUGCAUUACUCUCUCACCUGCCGAAAUCACGACAAACUCUACUUUUCUCGGCUACACAAACCCAGUCCGUGUCACAAUUAGCUCGCUUGAGUCUCAAAGACCCCGUUCCCAUCGGUGUGGAUGGAGCCAGUGGCUCGUCUGCUACUCCCCACGCACUUGCACAGCAUUACUCUGUCUGUACAUUGGACAAGAAGCUUGAUGUCCUGUGGUCAUUCAUCAAAACCCACCUACACUCCAAGGUUCUCGUCUUUUUGUCGACUGGGAAACAAGUCCGCUUCGUUUUCGAGACUUUCUGCAAGAUGCAUCCUGGAAUACCGCUGCUGCAUCUGCACGGAAAACAGAAACAGUCCGCCAGACUAACGAUGUACACUCGAUUUACAUCUUCUCAACACGCAGUCCUAAUCGCUACUGACAUAGCUGCACGCGGUUUGGACUUUCCUUCGGUCGAUUGGGUUGUGCAGGUCGAUGCUCCAGAGGACGCCGACACCUAUAUCCACCGAGUGGGCAGAACCGCGCGUUAUGAAAGCUCAGGAAAUGGCUUGCUACUCCUCAUGCCCAGCGAGGAAGAGGGCAUGAAAGCCGCACUAGAGAAGAAGAGUAUCAAGAUCGACAACAUCAAGAUUAGACCUAGCAAAACACAGAGUAUACAAAACCAACUCCAGAAACUUUCUUUUCAGGAUCCAGAGAUCAAGUAUCUCGGGCAACGUGCUUUUGUGUCCUAUGUUCGUUCUGUCCACCUUUACAAGGAUAAAUCGAUAUUUAAAGUCAACGAGCUUCCCGUUGAGAAGUUUGCGGAGUCUCUUGGCCUGCCGGGCGCGCCAAAGAUUAAGUUUCUAAACAAAGACCUUGUAAAAAGACAAAAGAACGCAUCUCGAACGGUGGCAGCUAUUCAGGCCGAGAUUGAAGCAGAGGCUAAGCAAGAGUCUCCUGACUCUGAAGAUGACUCUGAAGAGGCUGCUGUGUCGUCCGAUGAUGAUGCGCUAGCUACCGCUGCUCUUCCUCCCGACCCCGAGGUCAAGGAUGAUUCAAAGCUUUCCAUAUCUACCAAACCCGGCGUGCGCACGAAAUACGAUCGAAUGUUUGAGCGCAAAAAUCAAAAUAUUCUUUCUGCACACUACUCGAAAUUGGUUGAUCACGGUGACGCGGUUGAUGACGAGGAAGACUUCAUCACGCUGAAGCGCUCAAAUCACGAUUUAUCUGACACUGACGCAAUCCCAGAGAUAGACAAUUUGUCGAAGAGGAAGCUCAAGCUGUCCAGAACGAAACGCGCAGUUGCUAAAUAUGGCCAACUGGGACAGAAGUUGAUAUUCGACGACGAGGGGAACCCGCACGAAAUUUAUGAGAUGGUGGACCCUGCAGAAUUCUACAAAGGAGGUUUGGAAGGAGCGAAGGAAGCUGGAAAGGCCUUUGUGGAAGGGGAAAAGGACAAGCUAAAAGGCGCGGACGUGGUCGAUAAAAUGGAAGCUAAGGAUAAAAAGCGCGAAAAGAAGCGCAAGCGGAAGGAACGCGAGAAAGGUAUUGAUCGCGACGAUGGCCAUAUCCCAGAACUUGCACCCCCUGAUGACGACGGAUAUAUAUCCCCUGAAUUUGACCUGCCUUCUGAAGAUGAUGUGGAGUGCUCGCCGCCGCCACUCAAGCGGAGUAGACGUCCAGCUUCGACCAAAGAGGAUUCCAAGGGCUUUGAAGACGAGGAAGAGCUUGCACUCCAGCUGCUACGUAACCGCAGAUAGGGUUUGGAUUCUGUACGUAUGCAGUUCAUUAGAAUUCAUAUGCUAUCCAGUACCCAACAGGCAGUGUAGGCACGGUUGCACUUGGCUUGCGUUGUUGCAUUGUAUAUAUUGCCAACAUUCUCGCCGAGGAGACAGCAAGUACAUUUAAUAUCAUGAAAGUUUCAAACUUCAGUUGUAGUGCUUAACUAACACCCCAUUGAUGAUCUCUUCUUCUACGCCUUUAUCCUUUCCACUCUCCAGUGCUGAUUGGCCAUAGGCAGAUGUCCUCGCUUUCCUCCAUUGUUCCAUCGUCGGUGCCUCGCUAUCAUCGCAACGUCUCUGAAUUCCAACUCUUUGCAACACUGGACUUUCGGCCAUCGGCACCAACUUGACAUCGU
Molecule: messenger RNA, 2873 nt
Organism: Suillus paluster
Lineage: Eukaryota; Fungi; Basidiomycota; Agaricomycetes; Boletales; Suillaceae
Product: DEAD-domain-containing protein
Exons: 8
Coding region: 100-2496 (798 amino acids)
Biological process (GO): rRNA processing
Cellular component (GO): nucleus
Molecular function (GO): ATP binding; nucleic acid binding
Source: RefSeq, a predicted model, not a curated record